AUGCACCUGCCAGGUUCCGCUCUGACCAUGGCAGACGGGAGCUUCUCCCUUUCUGGACACCUAGUCCGGAGCCCCACCGCAAACCCUUCGCGGCUACACAGCAUCGAGGCCAUAUUGGGAUUUACCAAGGACGACGGGCUCCUCGGCCCCUUCCCCGCAGACAGAGGCUCCCGUGCUUCUAAAGAUCAGGACAAGAGGGCAGGGGCCCGCCUCAGCUUACCCAGAGCGCCGGGAGAGGCAGAAGCGCCGCCGCCGCCGCCGCUGCCUCCCCCACCCCCGCCCCAGCUCCCUGCCCCGAUGCCCUAUGGCCCCAAGGAGCCCGGGGAGGAAUGUCUAAGCCCAGAGCUGCCUGCCUGCCACACUCCCAACGACGUAAAAGUGUCGGACGAGGAGCAGCCCAAGAAAAAACAUCGCCGGAACCGCACCACUUUCACCACCUACCAGUUGCAUGAGCUGGAGAGGGCUUUUGAGAAGUCCCACUACCCAGACGUCUACAGCCGCGAGGAGCUGGCGGUCAAGGUCAACCUGCCAGAGGUCCGAGUCCAGGUGUGGUUUCAGAACCGGAGGGCCAAGUGGAGGAGGCAGGAGAAGCUCGAAGUGACGUCCAUGAAACUGCAAGACUCCCCCAUCCUCUCUUUCAACCGCUCCCCGCCAUCCGCUGCCCUGCCGCAGCUUGGGGGAGGCGUGGGAGGCGGCGGCGGCGGGGCGACCCUGCAGCUGGAGUCGUGGCUGAGUCCUCCACUGCCCGGCGGCGGCGGCGGCAGCACCUCCUUACAGAGCCUGCCCGGCUUCGUGACCUCCCCGCAGAGCCUCCCAGCCAGCUACACGCCCCCACCACCCUUCCUGAACUCCCCUCCUCUAGGGCACAGCCUGCAGCCCCUUGGGCCGCCCCCGCCUCCUCCUUACCAAUGCGGAGCUAACUUUGUGGACAAAUUUUCCCUGGAAGAAGCAGACCCCCGUAAUACUAGCAUCGCAGCACUGCGCAUGAAGGCCAAGGAGCACAUCCAGUCGAUUGGGAAGCCUUGGCAGGCUUUAUGA
Vombatus ursinus (common wombat) is the source of this 1038-nucleotide messenger RNA. RefSeq names its product retina and anterior neural fold homeobox (gene RAX). The record is from RefSeq and is a predicted model, not a curated record. The transcript has 3 exons. Gene Ontology annotation, molecular function: DNA-binding transcription factor activity, RNA polymerase II-specific; RNA polymerase II cis-regulatory region sequence-specific DNA binding. NCBI's taxonomy places the organism in Eukaryota, Metazoa, Chordata, Mammalia, Diprotodontia, Vombatidae. Gene Ontology annotation, biological process: positive regulation of transcription by RNA polymerase II. The coding region runs from base 1 to 1038 and encodes 345 amino acids.